Molecule: messenger RNA, 798 nt
Organism: Fusarium fujikuroi IMI 58289
Lineage: Eukaryota; Fungi; Ascomycota; Sordariomycetes; Hypocreales; Nectriaceae
Exons: 1
Coding region: 1-798 (265 amino acids)
Source: RefSeq, a predicted model, not a curated record
AUGCCCUCAUCAGGUCGCUCCUCAGGCAUGGUCCGGAGUCAGCGUAUUGCAACUUCCGUAAAGGAAACCCGCGACUCUCCAUCUAAGCAAGCUGAGGAUAGGCUCGUGCUACGUCAGUUCCAACGUCUGUACAAAGGUCUCAUGGCCGAUGAACUAGAACAUCACUUCGAGAACGGCCUUACGAAAGACAAGCUACUGGGGUACAUGAAGGAUGGCGAGAACAUCCUUGAAAUUUCCGCCAAGGUUGCGCCUCUCCAAGACGCCAAUGGGAACGACAUCAUUGAUAAGGUGCCUAUCAAUAUGAACUGGCUCACGCUCCCCACGAGCUUCUCCUCAACUUGGAAAUGGAUCAAAGUAAGAGCUACAAAACUCAAUAAGUAUCUUACUGAAGACGAGGAUCUGGCGUUUCGGAUGAAACAUUACCCGAUUAACGAUGGACUGCAAGGGGAUGGUGACUCCCCGCCGGUCGCUACAACCCCUCGGAAGGAUGUUCAGUAUCCAACACUACCAUCCGCUGACGGAAAGCAUACCGAUGAUCCCGCUGACGAAGCAAUGGCAGCACAUGCCAGGGAGAGAUUCCAACCUCCAUCUCCCUCGGAGAGCCCAGGGGGACCCUCCAGUCGUUCAUCACAACAGAAAGCGAUGAAUACAAAGGGAUUCACCAUCCCUCGCACUGGACUCUCACCGACCUCUACGAAAGGGCCUAUGCCACGAAAUUCAGCACAGAAACGCAAAACAGUAAAGCCCUCAUCAAAGUCUGGCAGUCGAACCGACAACCGUGGCAUAGAUGAUGACUGA